Molecule: messenger RNA, 1379 nt
Organism: Argentina anserina (silverweed cinquefoil)
Lineage: Eukaryota; Viridiplantae; Streptophyta; Magnoliopsida; Rosales; Rosaceae
Exons: 6
Coding region: 35-1324 (429 amino acids)
Source: RefSeq, a predicted model, not a curated record
CUAUUAACCGAACUUUUGCGCGGCAGAAGCCCGGAUGACGUCAGCGAUCGGAUGGUACGGGCCGCUAAUCGACCUGUCGAAGGCGGCGCUUCACAUCGGCGACUUCGUUCAGCUGGUGGUCUUCAUCCACCGCAUCACUCCUCUUCAGUAUAAAUUAUCCAACGGCGGGGAGGUGAUCCGGACGGACAUCCAGGUCGGCGACGAGACGCGGCCGUUUUUCUCUGUCUCCCUGUGGCAAAAGCAGAUGGCAUCCACGGCCGUCUACGGCGACGUCGUUUUGCUACAAAAUGUGAAGGUAGUAAAAUAUCGUGAUGUUGUUGAAGCUAAAACCGUCACACAGUCUUCUUUGCACCGUCUACUUCAUCCUUACGAUUCUGUUUUAACCAAAGGUGCCGAUGAGUUGAUAGAGGGGUGUCGAGUUGGUGUGGUUGUGAAGGAGAAGCUAAGAAAGGUUGUAGAGUGGGUGAAGAAGAGCGACGUUAGUCGGUUACACAGCUCUCGGCUGCAGCAGAGGCAGUUCCCUAGAAACUGGAAGCUGCCAGAGGAGAGUGAAAAGUUCGAGGAUUGUUACUCAAUCUCGCAGUUGUCACGUUUAACCAAUUCUUGCAAGGCAGUGUUUGAUGCAUCUGUUGCUGAAAUUUUUAUGCCACUGGCUGAAUGUGAGUCUUCAGGUGACAAGGAAGACAUGUUUGUUAGUAGGAGAUUGACUAAAAGAGGAGAUCCUGGUCUGGUAAGACAUCUUAUCUGUACAGGUUGCCGGAUGUGUGGCUUGCCCUUGGAAGUGAACAGCGGAAACACGUCUAAGCAAAAUGCAGCUGCUCUGAUAUGUUCUGAAAGCUCGGACCGCCACCAUGUUAUAAGCCUCAUAUACAGGCCUUUCAUGUUAUAUGUAUGGGACCAUUCAGAUUAUGCACCACUCCGAGUCAAAAACAAAGCCGCCGAGCUUUUGUUUGGAAACAUAAAGGCUGAAAGAGUCUAUUCGUGCUAUAAGGAAAAACCACAUGAUGGAGAAGUUGAUUUCAGAGACCCUGACACGGAAACUAGUGCAAGUGCAGAAUCCAACUCACAACCUAAAGCUGUUGAAAGAGUUCUGGUUUCUUGCUCAUCAGCUGUAGAAAAAAAGAGCUCAGACUCGGAGGGAAAGCUUGAUUUCGAGAGGAACAUGGAUUUAUAUAGGAUUUGGUUAAUUCUUCUGAAAGCUAUGCUGCAGCAAAGAACAAACAGCCCUUUGAAACUCGUAGUCAAUGUAAAUGCUAGCUUGGAUAGGGAAAAUGGGAGGUUUGAGAUGGUUUCUGUGCAGAUGCCAUGCUUGAGUACCAAGUGAUUUUCCAGACCAUAUUCAAAACUUAAUUUAGCAUUAAGGGACUCUAUUCUUGCUA